AUGGCGCAUCUACCACGACAAAGAUAUGAAUCUCGUUUCGUAGAUCUCGUCCCUACAUUGGAGGGCUCCAAAGAUGCGGCACAAAAGGCUCGCCUCCCUCCGACCACCAAACAAUCUCCAAGAAUAGCGGGGGGCAGGACGCAACCACUCUCCCCAGAAUUCACCCUUGCAACAGCUAUAACUCGCCAACAUCCAUCUUACGAAUGGGAGGAGCAACAACGAUAUUGGCCUUCACCACGGGCGCCACCAGCGAGCCCGACAGAGUCGCCUAGGACCCCAGGCGGGAGCCAGAAGAAGGCGGUGCUGGGCAAGGUGAAGAGCAAGGCCAAGAAAUGGAUGCACAUGCUGCAUCACAAGAAGAAACCCGCACAAGAGGAGAUGAUGUGGACGCCCAGGGCUGGACCUGGACCCAGUGCAGAAGACAACAGGGCCAAGGAGGAGCGACGGCAUGCCGAGUACCGUGGAACCCCCAGGAAACCGCAGCAACACACGCCUUCCUCGGGCGAUCCAGAGAGGGCCUCUGAGGUGUUCCUGGAAGCAUCACCAAGGCAGAAUUCACCGGCCCCGAGCCCCACUGCACACCAGGAGCAACCAUACUUCAAGGUCCGCAGCAGGUUUGAGUCAGAAAUGAAGGAAGCCAAUGAGAUGCUGAUGGAAUCGAAGAAGCUCCGUGUCAACACAACCAAGCCGAAGACUGUAACAUUCGCGCCAACCAUAGAACGCGAGUUGGGGAACGAGAAGAGUGGCUGGAAAGACAGGGAGCUGCCUGAAGCAGCAUCCGAAGUGUUCCGAAACGCAUUUGCUACAGUCUAUCAGAUGGUGCUCAAGAUGAUUGCUAAAAUCCAAGAGGCAAUGGUAGCAUAUAACAUUGAUAGGCGGCACAUGAUAGAGAAGUUAAUAUCAGUCAACAGAUACCUGAUGCUGAAGCUGGAACCUGGGGAAGAUGAUACAUUGCUCUCAGAAGUAAUUACUGAUGCUAUCCUCAAUCUGUUUGACACAUGGAGUGAGAGUGUUGAGAGGCCUUUGGUACGAAGGGCAAAGGAAAUCUCUUCUUGGUUUCUGCAGGAAAGAAGAGAAGAAACACCUCCUGUUCCACUGUCUACACAUCCUUGUGCGAUCGAAGAUGCAGAAGUAUUUUAUUCCUUAGAGAAUGGACAACAGCUUGAAGCAUGA
Molecule: messenger RNA, 1173 nt
Organism: Miscanthus lutarioriparius
Lineage: Eukaryota; Viridiplantae; Streptophyta; Magnoliopsida; Poales; Poaceae
Source: the annotation of a GenBank genome assembly